AUGAAACUACGUUUGUGGCUCCGCACUUUGCGUGCAAAAACGCUUUUAUUUCCAGUACAUCACAAACAUAAAAAAGACAAUGAUUUAUUAACAUUACAAAUUGCUGAUGACGUUGAACAAUUAGAACAAACUAUAUUAGAUUCAUAUAAUACAGCAAUUAGGUUGAUUGUAGAUCUCCAUAUGUCAACAGCUUUAAAACAAAAUGGUAUAUUUCAAUUAGAAUAA
Didymodactylos carnosus is the source of this 225-nucleotide messenger RNA. The record is from the annotation of a GenBank genome assembly. NCBI's taxonomy places the organism in Eukaryota, Metazoa, Rotifera, Eurotatoria, Philodinida, Philodinidae.